AUGUCUGUUGAUCAUCUUGACAAGGUUGAAUCUGCUCAGCAGGCCCUACUGAAGAAAAUGCACAGUGGCAAAGUGGGAGCCCAAUUUGUCCAAGAGGUCAAGGAGUCGCUCCUCUUUCAGUACAACUCGAAUGAGCUCCUGCUUACAACUCCAACGGCCAUUACGCUGAUGGGUGCUUGCCACGUUGCGGCGGCGUCACCCGAAGCUGCUGCUAUCAAUCUGGGUGAUUCUGUUCCAACUGGAGGAUUCAAAUAUUUACGUGUUGCCGGAAACCCCACCCUCAAGGCCUGUUUGGUCUAUGUUGCCAACGAGGGCGACAGGGCGUUUCGCAUUACGGGAAGCAAUAUGUCGGGUAUGACUCAAACAUCUUCUGAGAUCGUUGACAUUGUCUCUCGCACUGUCAGAGCCAUUCAAGAUCUUCCAAAGACAGAACGCGUAGUGAAUAAUGAGCUUAGGAAGCUACGAAGGAUGUCUGAUAAUUGUGGCCAGUACGCCGAAGAAACCGAGAAGGCCUUUGAUUCCUGGUUUCUCUCUGUUUUGGAAUUCCACCAGGCUACUAUUAAGAAGCAGAGUGGCUCCACGACUGACUCGCAUGACAAUGCGACGGCCAGGUUGCAGGCUGAGAUUGAGGCAAGCUACGCAAACAAGGAUGGCAGCAUGCUCAACAAGGCUUCUGAAGCGAUGAAGGAGGCGUUUUCCAAGCAGGAGAGGGCAUUCAAGGCCGCAAACGAAGGUGUCCCGCCCGGUUGGGAGCCCUGUGGUUUGGCAGCUUUGUCCGCCAUCAUCUCGGCAGGACCCGCGCUCAAUGCCCAGGCACUACCAGCCAUGAUCAAUGCCGCGAAUUCCAUGUCCGCUGCCCAAGGUCUUUCAACCCUUCGGUUCGAUGAUGCAAUUCCUCAAACUGACCCUGCAUACCUGGCUGCCUCUCUUCUUAAACCCUUCAUGACUAUGCUCUUGGCCUACCUUACUUCUGGGGAGGGCAACACCCCCGACUGGUCAAAGCUCAACGACCAGGGCCUUACUUGGCUCCUCAAAAACCUUCAGGUGCAACGGGAGUCUGCGAAGCUAGGUACCAGUGCACCCAGUAUGGAACUUAAUGCUGCCUUUGAAGCUACUGUUGCCAUCGUGGGGGAGAUGAAGAAGGCGGUGGCCGAUGAACAGAAGCUUAGUUCGGCCAAGACAGAUCAAGCUUCUACUAAGAAGUGGCAAGAUGCCAUUACCCAGGCGAAGCUGACUGUCACCAAACUGGAUGCUACAGCAAAGUCAUUCCCUGGUUCCUCAUCCAACGCACCCAAGAUGAAGAACAUCUCUGUGGAGAGGAGGGACAACAGUGCAGUCGCUGGCGCCGUGAGCACUGCUACUGAGAAGUUUAUUCUCAAUCAAAGGGCCCUUAAGACCACCCAGGCCAAUUACACGAAGACUGCCGAAGCUGCAGCGCAUGUUCAGCAGAGGUUGGGUGGCAUCCAGACUAAACUCAAAGGCAUUCAGAUUUCUGGCGCACCCCUCGAGCGCGUCCAGGAGAUCUUGGUUGACAGCAUCGCCAUUCUGGUCGAGCUCAAGAUCCAGAUCAGCAAGAUCACCGCCUUCUUCAAAGCUCUUUCUACUUUCAUCCACGUCAUCGCCGAGACGAAGAUUGACAGUGACUUUACUCGUUCUGCAAGUGGUUUGCUGCCACCCAGUGAUCUCAACAGUGAAACCAUCUAUGUCUCAGUCUUGCAGUUCAAGGCGUAUUUCGAUCUUCUGCAGAUGACAUGCCAGAUGUAUACCACCGUUCAAGUCCAAUACGUCUUCCCCGGCUUUGAUCUUCUCAUGGAACUGAGCCACAUGGCCAGGGUUCCUGAAGAGGGAGGUCCCAAGCGCGAGCAGGUCAACCAUUUCGCAGAUUCUGCGCACAAGGCUAUAAAUGAGCUUAUUGUCCGGCGGGUAUACGUGUUUAGCGUGACUAAGCAACUCACCUUUGAGCAGAGGAUCCAGGAUGAUGCAUGGUUCAUGGGCAAGACAAGCACGGUUACCGUCCUAAGCAUUGACUCGCUAUGGAAAUGGGAUUUGGAAACGCAAUUAAAGAGGAAUUAG
Molecule: messenger RNA, 2073 nt
Organism: Fusarium pseudograminearum CS3096
Lineage: Eukaryota; Fungi; Ascomycota; Sordariomycetes; Hypocreales; Nectriaceae
Exons: 4
Coding region: 1-2073 (690 amino acids)
Source: RefSeq, a predicted model, not a curated record